UCUGUGCUUUACUAUUAUAGUUUAUGCUACUUGGGUUCCUCUGCAUGUAGUAAAUUAGAAUGUGGGGAGAAACUGUGUGAGAGAAGAGUAAAUAUAGUUGGCUGGGGUAACAAAAAGUGAGAGCUGGAAUUAACUUUUGUCUAAUUUCUAUAACAAAUAUUAUUGCUUGCUUCUUCCCAUUUUUAGCAAUGCGGAAAAAGUCACUAAGGUGUUUACAGUUCUAAAAAAAAUGGAAUUUAUUAAAAUCUUUAAUUGUGAGUUAGUAAGUUUGUUACAUCCUUUCCUGUUAUAACAGAAACAACCUCUUUGCCAUCUUCCAGCGCAGGGGUGAACUAAGCUCUUUACGUUAAAGCUCCUUUGUUACCCUGCGGUUUUUGUUGUUAGGAUUAAUGGGGGUGAUGGUAUCGUAAGUCGUCAUGUGCAUUGCUGCUUGCUGAUGCUCUUGGUUGGCUAGAAGCCUAGAACACUUGGUGGAUUCAGUGGUUGUUGUGUGAACAAUAAUUUCAGUAUGGAACUCAUGAACUAUUGUGUCAACCUUGUGAGUUGUGACUAGUGGCAAGUGCUGAAAUGUAUGAACCUUUCUGGAGAAUGUCAAGAAUACAUUCUGUAUAUCUCUCAAUUUUUUUUCUCUAUUUGGUUCUUCGACCUGACUUCUUAAAUCCUUUAUCCCACUAAAGUUUUACCCAUAGAGCUAUUGUUAGCUAACUGAAUUGGUAUUCUUUAGGCGGAGUUGCAAAUUUCUGUACAUUCAGACUUUUCCGGUGAACCCAGGUGGGGGGUAAGAAGUAGCCUUUUGAAAAGGAAUGAUGAGAAAACUAUAUAUUUAUUUAUGAAAGAACUUGGUCUCUUUUGGAAGAUGUCGAAAUAUAUACUACUAUUUCAUGUGCACUGUUGUAAGAACUCACUAGAAUUUGUAAGAAACAGCAAGUUAUUUGCAGAAUUGGAUUAGUUUAAGGCAGAAUAGAAGAGAUAUGGUUGUAUUGAUAGAAAAAGCUGAUGAUUUAGGAUCAAAUACAACCUACUUACAUUUGGGAGGUAGAAACUGGAAACUUCCCUAAGGUGAAAUUCUCCCGCUAACUUUCUGAAUGACCUCAAAUACAAACCUCCCCUUACCACUGAUCAUCUCAAUUUCCCUUCCUCACCUCUGCUAACUUACCCAUUUCAUCAUUUUCCAAACUACCCCUUUCUACUUCUUUUGUAAAUCAUUUCUUUUUGCACUUUCAUCGCUGCCCCAUUUUACUUUGCUUUGCAUGUGUCAUCAAGGGUGAUGGAUUAUGCAAAUCGAACCACUGAAUGACUUUAUGAUGACAUGGUGCAUGAAAAUUUCUGAAGCUUAUUGAAUAUGCAAGGUUGAGUAGAAGCAAACUCUGAGCAAUUAUCAGUAUUUAAAAGUGUGAGAACAAGGUUGAAACAUCUUCAGUGUCUUGCUUUCAUGUUUACGUAAGCCUGUUGUUGAACAGUUCAUGUUUCUUUAAGGUCCACAGACUCGAUAGCGAUAGUAGUGGAGUCUUGGUGAUGGGAAGAACACAAACAAGCGCAACAAUUCUUCACUCAAUUUUUCGCGAGAAAACUAUUGGUAUAUCAGAAGAUCGAGAGAUUGACUGGGGAAAGAAAAUCCUACAGAAAAGAUACUUGGCCCUUGUCUUUGGGGUUCCUAAACAGUCCAAAGGAUUGAUCUCAGUACCACUGGCAAAGAUUUUAGGACACCAAGAUGAAGUGUGGUACUUGCAAUUUUCUCAUAAUGGUAAAUAUCUAGCAUCAGCAGAUCAGCUAUUAUAUGGGAGGAUUAAGUUCCGGACAAUGGGAAACCUGUAAAAUAGAGACCAAUGUCAACACCGAAUAGUUCAUGCCUGACUACUACCUAAUGAUAUCUACUUGUCUACAUUGCCUAAACUUGCUGCAAAACAGCAUAGGUAUGAGAAUCAUAAUAACAAGCCUUGCAUCACUGCAUGGACAAUAUAUCUUUUGUCUAAAUUUUCUCUCCACCAUUGAAAACUAGUUCAGGGCCCGAGCCAUGCUCAGUUGUUCAUACUAGUCAUCUACUAAUCAAAUUUUAGUUACAUAUGCAAUAAAUUAAAAAUGUAACAUAGAUCAAUACCUCAUUUUCAUCAUAACAAUAUGUUAUAACAAUAGUUGCAGAUUCAUGAAGAUCGUUGGUUGCAAUAAUGCAGUCAUCAUUAGUGGGUGUCUGCAUGAUAUGUUUCAGACGAAAUUUUAGGAGCAAAAACAAGAUAUAGUGGUUACUGCUUCACUACAUUAUAUAGAUAAAUCAAAUUAGAAAUAAUUAUAAGGUGACACUAAGAAAAGCAAUAAGAACUAUUUCACAGUAUAUUUCAGAAGAAAUGAAUAGCAUGAAUGAGGAUAAAUUGCUAUCAAACUUGUAGUGAAAAAAGAGCAAACAUCAUAGAAAAAUCAUUCAUGAUUGCAAAAACCAAAUCUUCCUUUUUCCUUGGAGGUGAAAAAACACCUUGAACCCAAACUGUGACGAACAAUCAUAUGAAUAUAAGGCAUGAGGGAAGCAACAUAAUAUAAAACAUCCAUGAAACUUUACAACUGUUUUGAUAACCUGUAGGACUUAGUAGCAUAACUCUGACAUAAACUUAACCAUCUCGCUUCUUCUAACA
Beta vulgaris subsp. vulgaris (sugar beet) is the source of this 2624-nucleotide messenger RNA. Its product is annotated as RNA pseudouridine synthase 4, mitochondrial. The transcript has 4 exons. The coding region runs from base 1516 to 1815 and encodes 99 amino acids. The record is from RefSeq and is a predicted model, not a curated record. Lineage: Eukaryota; Viridiplantae; Streptophyta; Magnoliopsida; Caryophyllales; Amaranthaceae.